AUGGCUUCUGCGGUCUGGGGGAGUGCUCCCUGGUGGGGCCCGCCACCUCCAGCCCCAGCCCGGCCGCUCACGGACAUCGACUUCUGUUCCGGGGCUCAGCUGCAGGAACUAACCCAGCUGAUCCAGGAACUGGGUGUGCAGGAGAGCUGGAGUGACGGGCCCAAGCCGGGGCCGGACCUCCUCCAGGCCAAAGACUUUGUCUUCUCUUUGCUGGGUCUUGUUCACCGUCGGGACCCCCGCUUUCCUCCCCAGACUGAACUCUUGCUGCUUCGUGGUGGGAUUCGCGAGGGCUCCCUGGAUCUGGGGCCUGCACCCUUGGGUCCCUAUGCCCGGGGACCUCACUACGACGCGGGCUUCACACUCUUGGUGCCUGUGUUGUCGCUAGACGGCACCGGGCAGGAGCUGCAGCUGGACGCGGAGUCCUGUUACGCACGGCUCUGCCUCCCGGAGCUGAUGCACCGAACCGCGGUCCGGGAGGCGUGGCAGGACUGCCUCGGGCCCCCAGCCCCCACAGGACUUGAUUCGAUCCACCGAAUCCAAAGUGAAGGAAGUCCCACGGACCCGCAAAGCUCCCUGAACCAGACGCACGACUACGUCACUGAGCCUGGAUCGCACGAGUCUUUGGAAAAAUCACCUAGUAACGCUUUGGGGCCCGAGUCGCCUCAGCAAGACGUAACCGAUCCGGCCUGUGCCGCACCAUUGGAAAAACCGAAUGGUGACAUCACCCAAGCAAAGGUGAUUAAUCCAGCCCCUCAGCUGUCGGAUGUUGAGAAGGCGUGGCCCACAUUGGGCCCCGCCCAGGUGGCUGCGUGGUUCUUCGCUUCGCUCGCGGCGGUCGCCGAGACCCUCUUCCCUGUGCCUGGUGCCCCGCGUCUGGUCCACGCCGCCCGCCACGCGGGGUUCACCACCAUUCUCCUGGCCACGCCAGGGCCUCCGCGCCGCCUCCUGCUUUUCGAUCUGAUCCCCGUGGUGUCGGUGACCGGUUGGCCCGAGGGGGCUCGGAACCACUCGUGGGCCGGCCCGCUGGCCUCGGAGUCGUCCUUCUACUUGGUGCCAGGUAGUCGCCUAGAGCCGCCGAGCGCCUACAGCUGGCAGCUCUGCUUCGCCCGCCAGGAGCUGGCGCUCAAGGCCCGCAUACCUGCCCCGCUGCUGCAAGCGCACGCGGCGGCCCAGGCGCUCCUGCGCCCCCUGGUGGCCGGGACGCGGGCCGCGGCUCCCUACCUCCUGCGGACGCUGCUCUACUGGGCUUGCGAGCGGCUCCCCGCGCACUACCUGGCGCGGCCCGAGAAUGCCGGCUCCUGCUGCCUGGGGCUGCUGGAUGAACUGGGCCGUGUGCUCGAGGCCGGGACUCUACCCCACUAUUUUCUAAGCGGCCGAAAGCUGCUCGCCAGGGAAGGCGCCGCCGUACUGCUCCCGGCCUUGGCCCGGCUCCGUGCAGACCCCACCCGGGCCCUUCGCGCUGCAGUGGAGGAGGCCAAAGCGGCGCGCAAGGGGGGUGGCUUGGCUGGGGUAGGAGGUGGGACCCAUUAAAGACCCUGCUCCC
Talpa occidentalis (Iberian mole) is the source of this 1543-nucleotide messenger RNA. RefSeq names its product transmembrane protein 102 (gene TMEM102). The coding region runs from base 1 to 1530 and encodes 509 amino acids. Lineage: Eukaryota; Metazoa; Chordata; Mammalia; Eulipotyphla; Talpidae. The record is from RefSeq and is a predicted model, not a curated record. The transcript is spliced from 2 exons.